AUGCAGGCCCCCACGCGCGUCUCCACGACCACAGUUCAUGAUCUGUUGUUCGCGGACAACUGCGUUCUCAACACCACAACAAAAGCGGACAUGCAAAGGAAUAUGGAACUCCUUGCCGCGGGUUGCACAAUCUUCGGUCUCACCAUCAACAUGGAUACAACGGUGGUCAUGCACCAACCGACGCCCGGGGAUGACUACAAUGCUCCACGUAUCAACUUCAACGGCGCCGAGCUCAAAAACGUGGAGAACUUCGCCUACCUUGGCAGCACGCUAUCUCGCAACACCAGAAUCUACAACGAGGUUACUCGCCGGAUCUCCAAAGCCAGCCAAGCCUUCAGCUGGCUUCAAGCCCUGUGUGGAAUCGUCACGGCCUCCAGCUAUCCCCGAAACGGAAGAUGUACAACGCCCUCGUCCUCACAACACUCUUGUACGGAGCGGAGACUUGGACUGUCUAUGUCAACCAAGCUCAGAGGUUAA
Molecule: messenger RNA, 477 nt
Organism: Dibothriocephalus latus
Lineage: Eukaryota; Metazoa; Platyhelminthes; Cestoda; Diphyllobothriidea; Diphyllobothriidae
Source: the annotation of a GenBank genome assembly